Astyanax mexicanus (Mexican tetra) is the source of this 2799-nucleotide messenger RNA. RefSeq names its product coagulation factor VII (gene f7). NCBI's taxonomy places the organism in Eukaryota, Metazoa, Chordata, Actinopteri, Characiformes, Acestrorhamphidae. The coding region runs from base 46 to 1374 and encodes 442 amino acids. Gene Ontology annotation, molecular function: calcium ion binding; serine-type endopeptidase activity. Gene Ontology annotation, biological process: proteolysis; blood coagulation. The record is from RefSeq and is a predicted model, not a curated record. The transcript is spliced from 8 exons. Gene Ontology annotation, cellular component: extracellular region.
CAGCUGUGAGGAGCAGAAAGAUCAGGACGCCAGCCAUCAUCCACCAUGCAGCUGCUAUCUCUGCUGUCUCUGAUACUCAGCCUAUUAUGCUGCUGCUACACUGCUUCAGUGUUUGUAGGGCGGAAUGAAGCCCAUGGAGUCCUCACCAGGACCAAGCGAGCAAACUCUGGCUGGUUUGAGGAACUGAAGGUUGGCAACCUUGAAAGGGAAUGCUUAGAGGAGAAGUGCUCUUAUGAAGAGGCCAGAGAGGUGUUUGAACACACUGAAGCCACGAAUGAAUUCUGGAAAAUUUACAACGUUAAAGACCACUGUCAGUCGAAUCCAUGUGAAAACAACAGCACUUGUUACCUGUUAAAGGAGUCCUAUACAUGCUUGUGUGCACCAGGUUUCAGUGGACGUAACUGUGAGCGUGUAAUAAAAGACAUUCCUGACUCCUGUCUCCACAACAAUGGAGGGUGUGAGCAUUUCUGUGAGGAGAACAAUGGUGAGCGCUUCUGUUCCUGUACAGACGGGUACUUCCUUGGGACAGAUGGUCAAGCCUGCCUGACCCAAGAGACAUUUCCCUGUGGUAAGGUGCCGCUCCUUUGGAUUAAUAGCACAUAUAGGAAGGCGCAGCAGGAGCAGGACCCAAGGGCUCGAAUAGUCGGAGGAGAAGAAUGUCCUAAAGGUCACUGUCCCUGGCAGGUGUUGCUGAAGUAUGGAGAGAAGGGCUUCUGUGGAGGAGUGAUUGUUAAGCCUACCUGGGUAAUCACAGCUUCUCACUGUCUGGAGAAGCUUUUGGCCAAGUUUCUAAAGAUCGUAGCAGGUGAACACGACAUUGAUGUGAACGAAGGCUCAGAGCAGACAAUAGAAGUGGAGGAGAUAAUCAUGCAUCCCAGCUACGUCCCAGAAACAGCAGACAGCGACAUCGCCCUUCUGCGCCUGCGCCGCCCUAUUGUAUACAGCAAUUAUGUUGCACCCGUGUGCAUUCCUCGCAAAAAGCUGGCUGAAAGGGAACUUUGGGCCAUCCAUAUGCACACGGUCAGCGGGUGGGGGCGGCGCAGCGAAGGUGGGCCUACUUCACGUGUGCUCCGAAAGCUGGAUGUGCCACGUAUCCGCACGCAAGACUGCAUCCAGGAAAGCAACAUCUCACUGACUGCUAACAUGUUCUGUGCUGGUUACAUCGAGGGUAAACAGGACUCCUGUAAGGGGGACAGUGGUGGACCUCUUGUGACCCAUUACAGGAACACCACGUUUCUCUUAGGUGUUGUGAGCUGGGGGAAAGGAUGUGCCCGACCGGGACACUACGGCAUAUACACACGCGUGUCCAAUUACCUAGAGUGGAUCCACAAGCACAUCUCAGCCCCUGCUGUCAAUCCAAAAAAAACAACAUAGGAUAAGUUUAUGACCCUGUUUGCACUUCUGAUUAAUUUCUUCUGGGUUAAAUCAUAUUAGGAUACAAUCUACAUACAGUUAGGUCCAUAAAUAUUUGGAAUUGGUUUGGAAUUGGUCUGCAUGCCACAACACUGGAUUUUAAAUUAAAGAAAUGAGAUGUAAUUGUAGUGUAGACUUCCAGGUGUAAUUCAAAUGAUUGAACAAAAAUAUCUUAGAAAGCAUUUAGGAAUUACAACCAUUUUUCUACACAGCCUCCUCAUUUCAGUGGCUCAGACGUCAGUGGACAAAUAAACUCAAAUGCUAUUUUAUAGGUUCCAUGGGAUAUUUUUUCAUUAAUCUAUCAUCAGUUUAAAUGUCUGGAGAUGAUUCCAGGUGUUUCAUUCGCAUUUGGAAGCUGUUGUUGUGAACCCACAACAUGCGGUUAAAGAAGUUAAAGAAAGUAAAACAGACCAUCAUUAGGCAUAAAAAAGAAGAAACCCAUCAGAGUGAUAGCGAAAUGAUAGUUAAAUGUGAAAUGUUUGGAUUGGCCAAAUUAACAGUUUGGUACAUUCUGAGAAAAAAGAGUGCAUUGUUGAACUCUGGAACUCAAAAAGCCCUGGACCUUCACAGAAGACCACAGUGGGGGAUGAUUACAGAAUUCUUUCCCUUAACAGCAUCCAUGUAAACAACACUCUCCAGAGUAUCAGUAUCUCAGUCUAGUAUAAAGAAAGGCCUUAAUGAAAGUGAAUACAGAGGGUUCACCACAAGCUGCAUUUCAUUAAUAGUAAGACCACAUUAGACUUUACCAAAAAACAUCUAAAAAGCCAGCCCAAAUCUGGAACUAAGACAAACCUGUACUAGAAUAAUGGGAAGAAGAAGAUAAGGAGAAGGCCUUUUAAAUACUUUACACAAAGUUCACCACAUCCUCUGUAAAAUGUGGUGUGAAACAAUCCAAAAAAACUGUGAAACAAUCCCAGCAGUUUGUUAAAGUAAUGAAGUGGAAUAUUCUGUAGUGAUUGAGUCAAUCACCAGGUCUGAACCCGAUCAAGCAGCAUUUUACUAAUUUAAGACAAAACUAAAGACAGAAAGACCCACAACAACUGAAGAUAGCUACAGUAAAGAUCUGGCAAAGCAUCAUAAAGGAGAAAACCCAGUAUUUGGUGAUGUCCAAGGGUUCCAGACUUCAGGCAGUCACUGCCUGCAAAGGAUUCUGAGCAAAGUAAUAAAAGAUCAUUAAAAACUACAUUUCAAACACUCUCCCGUGCUCAGUACAGUGAUUUUAACCAUUUUUUCUCUCAUUUAUUCAAUUAAACAGGUGUAAUUAAAUGUGCAGUUGGUUCACUGUUCUUUAAGCAUUGAUGGAAAUCUUGAUAUUACUAAAAAGUAUAUUGUCAAUAUGAUAAGAAUAUAUGUCAUGAUAAAAUAAAAAAGUAAUUUUUUCAACCA